CGAGGACAGCUCACCAAAAAAUCAGUGAUUUUAUUUUACAUUUUCAUUUAAAUCUUAUAUUUUGUUUAUUUGGCCUGCACAAAAAAGGUGUAUAAAAGCCUAACUCUGUGCACAUAUGUAUAUAUGUAAAAUAUAUACAUACAACGGUGUUUAAUCAGCAUUGAAAUUAAAACAAGUUUUUGGCUGUCCAAUUGGAUUUGGCAAGAUUGUGAUUGUGUGAAAAAUUGUAAAGCAGCAAAUUAAGCUAAAAUGGUUGAUAAAUUUAUUAGUAUGUGGAAAGUGCGCGAAUUGGCGGACAAAGUCACCAAUGUUGUUAUGAACUACACAGAAAUCGAGGGGAAGGUGCGCGAGGCAACAAACGAUGAUCCAUGGGGUCCGACGGGUCCGCUUAUGCAGGAACUGGCGCAUGCCACCUUCUCCUACGAGACCUUUCCCGAGGUCAUGUCCAUGCUAUGGAAGCGCAUGUUGCAGGACAAUAAAACCAACUGGCGACGCACCUAUAAAAGUCUGCUUUUGUUGAACUAUUUGGUGCGCAAUGGCUCGGAGCGCGUGGUAACCUCGUCGCGCGAGCACAUCUACGAUCUGCGCUCGCUGGAGAACUAUACGUUCACGGACGAGGGCGGCAAGGAUCAGGGUAUUAAUGUUAGGCAUAAGGUACGAGAGCUUAUAGACUUCAUUCAGGACGACGACAGACUGCGCGAGGAGCGUAAAAAAGCCAAAAAGAAUAAGGACAAGUACAUUGGCAUGAGCAGCGAUGCGAUGGGCUCACGCAGCAGCAGUGGCUACGGUGGUUACAGUGGCGGCAGCGGCGGUGGCAGUGGUGGCUACAAUGAUAGCGAUUUCCGUAGCAAUCAUCGCGGCGACAAUUGGUAUUCGGAUAAAAGCUCUGCAGAUCGCUAUGAGGAUGAGGAUACGCAAUAUGAUGGCGAACGUGAGGGCAGUGACAGCGAUUCUCCUAGUCCCAGGCGCAAUUAUCGUUACAAUGAUCGAGCCAGUCCCGCCGAAAUGGCCACCGAGAACGCCAAAUCGUCCAACCUCAAUAUGAACAUACGCGCCAAGGCGGUCAGCUCGCCUGUGUCCAAGCAGCCCACAGCCAAUGCAAAGCCAACGAUGAAGCAGCAGCAAAAGAUUAAUCUGGGCGCGGCGGCUAACUUUGGCAAACAGUCAGAUGCAGCGGCCGCUGCCGGCAUACACUCUCCCACCCAUCGUGACUCACCCAGUGGCAACAACACCAGCGUUGAUCUUAUGGAUAAUGCCUCGCCCAACAAGCAGCACAACAACAGCAGCAGCAACAACAACAAUAAUGAACUCCUGGACGACCUCUUCAAGACCUGCGCCUCUGUUAAAGGCGAGCAAACGCUAAACAGCGCAGCCCUCAACGAUGAUGAUGAUGACUUCAAUCCACGUGCUGCUGAUGCUCCAAGCUCACAAGAGUUUGGCGAUUUUUCCACUGCUUUUGGUGCAGCUGCAGCCCCGCCGCCAUCAACAGGUUUGCCCCGAGCGCCAAGCAACGAUGAGUUUGCAGAUUUUACAGCAUUCCAAGGUGCCAGCACAACGACGCAACUGGAUGCGCAGCUGUUGAGCACAGCGACGCCAGCGAACGAUGCUUUUGAUUUAUUUGCCAGCAGCGCUCCAGCAGUGACGCCAACGCCAGCAGCGACGUCGACAGCAACAGAUCUGCUUGCGGGACUGGGAGAUUUGUCCAUACACCAGAGCAUGCCAAUGGCUGCCGGUUCGCAGCCAGCAUCAGCGUCAACGUUAACGUCGCCGCCAACUGCAGCAGCGCUGGAGUCAUUGAAUGAAGCUAUAGCACAGUUACGCAGCUUGGAGCAAGUGCAAAGCGGCGCGCAGACGCAACUAGUGGACAACGCGCUCAAGCAACUGUUACUAGCAAAUGCACUGCCGGGCUAUGUGACGCCGCAGCAGCUGCUGGGCAGCGACAGCGAACAAACGGAUUGGUCGCCGCUUAUUACUAACGGCAACUAUGCGCAGCUGCUGGCGCAGCUUGGACGACUUUUUAACCAGCAGUGCCCACGCCCUGAGCAAGAUCGCACGCUACUGAACAUAUACAAGCUGGAUUAUAAUUUGGACUACAUACAACUGGCCAUAGAGUCGCUGCAGUUGCAACUAAAGCGUGUGCCCAUUACAGCAAGCUCCAUGCUGGCUGCACUUUUGCAGGAUGAGCGUUUGCUGGCCAUAAGCCUGUUACACAUGUGCAGGCAGCGAGGAGUGUUGGUGCAACGCUUUGCCGCCACCAUCAAGCUGCUGCCGGAGCCGCAAUUGGAGCAGCUGGACGCGCAGUUUGGCGAGUAUCUGCAAUUGCUUUGCGCGCUGCCCAGUCAGGUGGGCAAUGCCUUGGAACGCCAGCUACCGCUGUUAUUUGCUCCUGCUGCCUAUGGGCAGCUAUUGUUGCAGCAAUGGCUCAAGGCGUUGCACUUUGUUCUGCAGUUUGACGCACUUCAACAGAGCUACGAUGCAAGUCCGUUUAGCUGGUUGCUGGAACGCGUGUUGAGUCAGUUCUUUGAUGCGAAGCUGUUGCAACAACUGUUGCAAGUGCUGCAGCAUUAUGCACUGGAUGGCAAUAAACGUCCCUACGUCCAGCUGAUAUUACGGAAUCUGAAACCAGCCGCGUGCCUUAAGCUUGCACAAACGGCGCUUCAAGCGGAACUGAAUCUGUUGCUGUUGCUGGGCGCCGAAGCAUUGCAACUGCCACACUGGUCCCACUGCUUGUUGCAACAGCUGCCGCUGCAACGUGCGCCAGUCGAUAUUGCUGCGCUCUGUAGUUUGGUAAGCUAUCUAAAUGCAGUGGCGCCCGCCAAGCUGCGUUUGCUCUUCGAGCAGCUGCUGGGAAUUUGGAGCAAGCGUCUAACGCUGCAGAAGCUAAACCAGCAAGAGCAUCUGGCCAUGUGCAAGCUGCUCAUCUUGAGCGCUAAAUGCUGCAAGGAACUGGAGCUGGAGCAGAAGCGACAGCUGCAUCAAGCGCUCGGUCAUCAUUUGCAGUCGCCGGAUGCAGUGCAGCGUUAUAUGGGCAUGAAGUGUGUGGAAUUGAUAUAUAAUAUGCUGGAGCCGGAAAAGCGCCUAAGCUUUGAUUAUGCAGCUAUGGAGCGGCAGCAGCUGCUGCAGCAACUGGAGCAACUGGCCAGCUUUAAAUAUCCAAGUGUUGAUCAAUUGUUAUCGCCACCAGCACAGGCUGAACUGCUGGAGCAGCACUUGGCGCUAUUUAUGCAAAGCGAGCAGCAGCAGCAGCAGACGCAAUCGACAGAACAGCAGUUGGAAGCGUCACUGGAUUCGGAUGAUGACUCAUCGCCAAUGCCAUCGCUAUCAACUGCUGCCAUGGACGACUUAGAUGAGGAUGACUUGCCCGCCUAUGACAUGUCCAACGAUGUGCCCAGUCAUAUGGAGCAACGUCCCAAAUUUCUGCAAGACUUGCUGCACACGCUGCGCAGCAAAGUGGAGAACUAUCAAAUCUUCGAGGCAGCUUUAUCCACAGCGGAGCAGCUCAUACGCAGCCAGCUAAGCCUGCAGGAUGUGCAGCUGGCGCUGGAGCUGCUGCAAGUAUUUCUCACACUGGAGAUGCAGUUCUACUACGAGCACUUUGAGCGCACCCAGUUCCAAUGCUGUGUGGCCAUUUGUGUGGCACAACCGGGCGCCUGUGGCGAGUUGCUCACGCGCGAAUUUCAUACGGAUAACUCGCGUUAUUCGGCGAAUGUGCGCAUUCUUAUACUACAAGUGCUGGCGGCAGCUGCUAAGCAUCUGGCAGAUCCCAGCCAGGAUAACAACCCAGCCGAACAGCAGGACAUAGCGCCACCUGCCGCCAAGCAGCCGCGUAAAUUUGUUUUAAUUAGCGACGAGAGCGCCGCCGCCGCACGCUUGGAGCAGGCUCAGCGUAUGAUUAAGGCGCGUCUGCUGGCCAAGACCAAACGCUAUCAUGGCAAAGUUGCUGCGGUGAAAGCUCAAGCGAAUGCUUUUCACGCCGUCGCUGGCAUCUUCUUCUUUGGCCUGGUGCGCGGUCAGCGCACGCGUCAAAUGCUUUAUGUUAAAUACGAGUGCAUCUCACAUGACAUUGACACCCAACUGCUGCUCAAUAUGUUGCAUACAUUGGCGACUUUUAUCACCUGCGCACAGAAUUGUCCACUGCUGCCCGCAAUGAGCCGCGAGAUCUUUGACCUGUGCUCCUUUGUGCGCUUCCAUGCGGAGGCCAAAGUGCGUGCGGCUACGCUGCAGCUACUAGGCAUUGCCUUGGUCACCAUGCCAGCUGAGCUGCUCGCUCUACAUUUUGCCGAUGCACUCAACGAACUGCAGCGCUGGCUGCAAGAGAUUACGCGCUCCCCACUUGUUGGUGGCGAGUCUUCGGAUGACUGCCGUGAGCUCGCCCAGCAGCUAAUGGACAUCUGCUAUCAGCAGCUAAAUGCGGUCUAAUAACUAUAACAGUUAUGCUAAAAUAGUGCGCACAAGUUCCUUACAAUAAAUAUGCAUGAUAGGCUUAAAGAUUGAACAAAAAUAGUAUUUAAAACCAAAACAUCGAAUAAACUUCAAAGCCCAUAGAUUUGCAAAAGUAUCUUAAGCCCAUUUAAGUAACUUAAAAUAGUUUUGGUUAGCUCCACACUAGGCUUAACUUAAUUAAGCUUUACAGUAUGUCUUCAAUAUGUAUGUCAAGUUAUAUUU
This is a messenger RNA of Drosophila busckii, 4665 nucleotides long. It is a transcript of the gene lqfR, whose product is annotated as clathrin interactor 1. Gene Ontology annotation, cellular component: plasma membrane; endosome; clathrin vesicle coat. The transcript is spliced from 6 exons. Bases 250 to 4419 code for a protein of 1389 amino acids. The record is from RefSeq and is a predicted model, not a curated record. NCBI's taxonomy places the organism in Eukaryota, Metazoa, Arthropoda, Insecta, Diptera, Drosophilidae. Gene Ontology annotation, molecular function: clathrin binding; phospholipid binding. Gene Ontology annotation, biological process: endocytosis.